Messenger RNA from Dovyalis caffra, 222 nucleotides. Lineage: Eukaryota; Viridiplantae; Streptophyta; Magnoliopsida; Malpighiales; Salicaceae. The record is from the annotation of a GenBank genome assembly.
AUGAAGCAAAAGCCUCUCAAAAAGACUGCUUUUUCCACUAGCAGUUUAGAAUCCAGGCGAGGAGAAUUCUCUGCCAAAAGUAUUGAUUCUUAUAUCACCAACUAUACUCCAAAAUUGGAGGUCAGUGCAGAACUGCAGAUCGAAAGAAACUUGCAGCUAAUGCAAGAUCUUGUACAUAAAGUUGAAGAUAUAUACAAAAGUAAUAAUGAAAAUGUCAGCUAG